Molecule: messenger RNA, 1241 nt
Organism: Clupea harengus (Atlantic herring)
Lineage: Eukaryota; Metazoa; Chordata; Actinopteri; Clupeiformes; Clupeidae
Product: HEPACAM family member 2-like
Cellular component (GO): membrane
Source: RefSeq, a predicted model, not a curated record
CGCACCCCCCUAAACCUCACUCCCAAUCAGACACUACAGCACCACCUGCGUUAUGUGGACAACAUCAGUCCCAGACUCGAACUCGCAACCCCAGACAUUGGAGGCGGGGUCUGUAUGUCAUGUAUACCCCAGAAAUAAACUACCAGGAAAUAGGCAAAGCUAAAUGGUUCGUAUUAAAUUUGCUUUAAAAGUUACAAAAAUACGCUAAUGUUAAGUGAUGAAAGGCUAACUUAUUUUAAGGUCAGUGUGUGUGUGUGUGUGUGUGUGUGUGUGUGUGUAUGUGUGUGUGUGUCUUAGCCUCAGAUUAAAGUUUUGUCACACACUUUGAAAAAAAAAAACAGAAAAACAAAAAGAUAAAGGGGAAGUCUGAAGGAGUGAAGAGUGCAGAGAGAGGGAGUGAUGUCAGAGACGAAAGAGGAGGUUCAGCAAAUCAGACCACAGAUUCUCAGAGAGAAACGUACCAGUUUCCUCACUCCUGUAUCUAGUGUAGACACAGACACACUUGACUCAUCCCACAUCACCUCAGUAGCAUCUCCUACUGCACCUCUAUCCCUCUGCACACAGACAUGCAGGCUGUUCUUCUGCUCUUACUGCUGGCUGGAGCCUCCAAAGGUCUGGACUCCACCUGCAAUGCUACUCAGGAUGCUACAUGUUAUGGGGCUCUGGGAGGACCUGUGUAUCUGCAGCUGACGAGGGACACCACAGGAUAUGAACUGAAGUUGUUCAGUGGAGACAAGAAUAUUUUUACAUCCAAAAGCUCCAAGACAGUGUUCUAUAACGAGUUCAACACCCCAUCAUUCCGUCAGAGGUGGCAGUUUGUUCCUGAUAACGGGACCCUGAUCAUAAACCCUAGAGAAAGGAGAGACUCAGCAACAUACAGAGUGGAGAUCUAUGAGGAGUCAACAGGGAAGAGAGUGGGAGAGCACACCGUACAGCUGAUCAUCGAAGCCCCUGUGUCUGAUGUGGACCUGUCAAUCAGCAGCUUAGCCAAUGGGGAGAAGAGGGUGAGGUGCUCCUCCAAUGGGGACAGUCCUCAGUACAGCUGGUCUCUGGAUGGGAGGCCUCUGAGUGAAGCUGAUGCUGAUCUCAGUCCAGAUAACCAGACUCUCCUGUUCAGUGAGGAUGUGACUGGAGAACUCACUUGCAGUGUCUCAAACCACGUCAGCAGCACAAACACCUCAGUUCUGCUGCUGGAGGUUUGCUCUGGUCAGUUAGUAGGACAUUACUUUACAUCUGAGUGA